UACACACAUAACGGCUUUUUAGCGUCACUUGCACUGUCUGGUCUCCUGUUGUGUGUUUAUUUCUCCUGAGUAGUUGAGUGUGCAUGAGUUCUUUGUGUUUUCCAUUCUUCACGGUGACUGAGUUGGCUUCGCUCGCUUUUCUCGGCUUGAGGAAGAACGGCUGUCUGUCUUAUUUCUAUCGUACUUUUCUGGUCGGCGCACCUUCUAUUCAAGGCGAAAUUCUACCGAAAUGCAGAGCCAACCUUGGGAUCUGAGUCAGUAUGAACUUCACCGGACACCUCAGGAGGCCAUCACAGAUGGCACAGAGAUCACAGUAUCGCAGCGCACCCUACACAAUGAGCUGAUGUGUCCUAUCUGCUUGGACAUGCUAAAGAAUACCAUGACCACGAAAGAGUGUUUACACCGCUUCUGUCAAGAAUGCAUAACUAGAGCGUUACGUAACGUAAAUCGGGAGUGCCCUACUUGCCGUAAGAAGCUAGUGUCCCGUCGCUCACUCCGUGCUGAUCCCAACUUUGACGCUUUGAUUGCAAAGAUUUAUCCCAGUCGUGAUGAGUAUGAAGCUCAGCAGGAACAUAUGAUGAUGCGCAUCAAGGAGCAGCACAACACCAAGGAGUUGACUGCCACGCUUACGGAAGGAAUUCGCCUGCAGAAGAUGAGCAAUCCGCUGCGUCCGAUCAAACGCUUUGGAGAGGAUGAUGACGAGCUAGUGCCCAAGCGAGCACGCGAUGCAGAGGGAGGUGACUACAGUGACUAUACUGGUGAAGGUGACGUGACCCCCCAGGAACAGGAGGUGGACUUGGUACUCUAUCCUCACCCAGAGUGCAUUGAGAAACACCUGAAGAAGAGGUUCAUCAAGACUACAGCUAAUGCUACAAUGUUUCAUCUUGCCAAGUUCAUCUCACUACGGCUCUGGUUAGAGUCACACCACAAUGGGGAUGUAUGUCUUGUUACUGUCAUUCUACUUCAGCCACUGGGAAGCCACCACCACAGCCUGACGACACCACCAACGAGUUUGACAUCUUCGUCUCUAUCGAUGGAGAGUUCACGGCAUUGGAUGGUGUGCUCACUCUUGAAGAGAUCACUGGGCGGUAUUGGAAGAACGUCUCUGAUAUGAAGCCAGUCGAACUGUUCUACCUGCGCAUCUAGAACUGCCUUCCAGAGACCGCUCCUUUCCCCAGCAUCAUCAUCGGGAGAAGUGCGUGUGGUGCUGGUGGUCAUGCUGAAACAGAUUGGCUAAGAUGCGUGUGCUGAUUUGCAUGGUUUACUCUCAUAUGCUAGGAGCGUGUAAAGUUUGUAUAGAGCGUAGUGACGUUGCAAAUCAUCUUGCUGGCACUGUUCCUUGGCCGGAACGAAGUGAACAUACGUUAUCUUGCUGGCACUGUUCCUUGGCUGGAACGGAGUGAACAUACGUUGUUAAGACUGCCAACUUUCAUGUUGUAUGUGUGUGCUAAUGCUGAAAUGUUUGUUCGUUGCUGUAUAUACCAGUCUGCUGCUUGUAAAUACUACUUAUACGGAGAGGUUCUUUUUGUAGCCAUGAUUACGCCGUGUGGAUAUAAUAUACAGUCAUAUGUACCUUAUUUCCCGGUCUAAAUCUUUAUUGCUUACAAAGCUGCAACAAUGGGAAAUUCAUGAAAUAUCAACAAAAAAAAUUCAUGUACUUAAAAAACCUGUUUCGCCUAACUUUCACAUACUGCUUAUUAAUCUCAUUGUGUCAAAUAUCUGAGUAGUAUGUGAACAUUACAUUACAUUACAUGUCUAGAAGAGAUCUAGACGACGUGGUA
This is a messenger RNA of Sycon ciliatum, 1781 nucleotides long. RefSeq names its product E3 ubiquitin-protein ligase RING2-A-like. The record is from RefSeq and is a predicted model, not a curated record. NCBI's taxonomy places the organism in Eukaryota, Metazoa, Porifera, Calcarea, Leucosolenida, Sycettidae. Bases 230 to 1114 code for a protein of 294 amino acids. Gene Ontology annotation, cellular component: PcG protein complex; ubiquitin ligase complex. The transcript has 14 exons. Gene Ontology annotation, molecular function: chromatin binding; ubiquitin protein ligase activity.